UUUUGCGUAUUUACUAUAUUUUCUGUAUAUUAGAUGAUACUUAGGGUAAUAUUAAAUCAUAAUAUGAGGAUUUCUUAUGCUGCACUGAUGGUUUGCUUUAUUACUAUUGCGGCUGCUGGUUCUAUUCAGAGGAAUCUAGAAAUGGAUCGAGAUAAAGUUGAGAAAGAGGUUGAUGAAGAGCUGAGACCUGACGUUGGUCUGGAUUACGAACCUGACAAAGAUGGCAUUCAGCUGGAUGUACCUGAUGGGGUGGCUGCCUUGGAAUCGAACAAAGAAAAUCAUCCUGAGCAAGAUGCACAUUUAGAUGUUCCUGAGAAUAUUGUGCCUUUGGAUAACAUCAGAGACUCAGAAGCUGGAGACGACAAACUCCAUUUUGAUGAGGAUGUUGUGCAUUUGGAUGAGAAGAUUGAAUCUCCUGACGAAAUUAACAUGCAUCACACUCUAGAGGUCAUGUUUGAUGAAUCCCUGGAUCGUGAGGUUGCCCCUCCUGAUCACAUAGCUGCGGUAAAAAUGGAGCGAGAUGGCGAUCAAAACUCGAACUAUCACAAAGAAGUUUUUCUUGGGAAAGAAAUGGAAAAGUUUAAAAAUGGAGAUUAUGAAGGUUACCAGCAAAAGGAGAAAUUGAAGGAUAUUUUCACUGCAGUUGAUCUGAACACUGAUGGAUUUCUUGAUGAAGCCGAACUAACUGAUUGGGUUUUGACAAAAACGCGAGAACAUUUCUAUGAAGCUCGAAUGAACAAUGAAAAAACUUUCCGCUUGAUUGAUCUGGACGGAGAUGAGAAAGUUACUUGGAACGAGUUCAUUUCACAGUUUUUGUCGGAGAAAGGAAUGAACAAACGUGAUGUCUACACUCAGUUGGAUUCUGGUGAAUCAGUCAAAGUACCAGAGGAUCUCGAGAAUAAAAUUCAGGAACUUCGGGAAAAAUGGAUCCAGGUACAGGAAGUCGGCAAGAAGUUCUUGACCGUCUCAGAAUUCUUUGAUUUCCAACACCCAGAGACAAGUAAGGACAGUUUGAAGUUGUUAGUGGAAGAUAUAUUGCAUGAUAUGGACACAGACAACUCCAAUGAUAUCACUGUGCAAGAAUAUGUGGCGAUGGCUCCUAACGCAGAUGUGGAUAUUGUCCAAGAUAUCUGGGUGGCUUCAAGGAGGGAGGAGUUUCGCAAAAUCAUUGAUAUAAACAAGGAUGGAAAGGUUGGAGUCGAGGAGCUGGAGGCCUACUUGGAUCCGUUGAGUCGAACGAUGGCUGGACAAGAAGCUCGACAACUUAUCGGGUUUGGUGACACAAAUGAAGACGGAAAACUAACUUUGAGGGAAAUUCUUGAAAACAGCGAGUUUUAUACGGGAAGCAAGUUAUAUAAUUAUGCACAAAGCAUUCAUGAAGAAUUCUAACCGGUACAUAUUUUGCAAUGGUGGUGGGGCACACAACCACAUGUAUUGAUGAAAAUCUAAAAGCACUUUUCUGAUAAAUUGGCUGCUAAACAUCUGUAAUAUUCUCAAUUAGUUGACUGAAGCAGAUAUGCAAGAUGUUUUUUUGCAAUGAGAUUGUUUAGUGUGUCAGGGCACAUGACAUACCUUCACAUGUGUUUUGUUUCGCAUUCACUUUCCACAUAAACACAGGUGGUCGGGGUCUGGAUUAAACUACCACUGGCUGUUUGCCAACUAGUUUGUCUGAACAAUUGAACAUUGUAUUACAUUGUGUAAUGGUUUGUCCUACAAUAUACAACUUCCAAUUUAUCCCAGGCUUAUACUUCUGAUAAGUGGACAUGUUUCUGUCUUCUGUGUUAAAUUGAUCUGCCGACUUUAGCAGUAAUUAAGCCACUGCACUCCUCUCAAAUUGAAAAUGUGUUCCAAUCACUAUUUUAAUUUUCGUUAAAUUCUUUGAAGGUGUUUUGCGCAUUUCAAAUCUUGUGGGUUGUGGAAUGUAUGGCUUUGGUUACCCUUCAAUAAGUUUUCAAUAGCAUUUUUAGCUAUUUUAUGGUGAGCAAGGUUUAGAAUAUGAUAAACCUAUCAAAACGUAUAGGGUUUUGGUUGUUAUUAUGAUUCGAGUCCAACUAUAAAAUACCGACAAUCUUGCUAUCAAAUAUGACAGCCCAAGGGACCAUAUUCUUCCUUGCUGCUAACUUCCUUCAUAUAUGAGCCAGAUAGCCCUCUACAAAACGAAACAAACAAAUGGCAGUUGGGGCUUUGUAUCCAUCCCUAUUCGUAACCCACUGUCUGGCAGCUUAAUAGCAAUCAAUGAUGAAGACCAUUCAAACGGUCCUGAACAAAUACUAUGUGCAAUUGUACGACAUGCAGUGAAUAUAUAUUUUAUGUUUGAAAGUUGAAUUACAUUUUGUUCAUAAAUUUCA
Styela clava is the source of this 2348-nucleotide messenger RNA. Its product is annotated as 45 kDa calcium-binding protein-like. NCBI's taxonomy places the organism in Eukaryota, Metazoa, Chordata, Ascidiacea, Stolidobranchia, Styelidae. The record is from RefSeq and is a predicted model, not a curated record. Gene Ontology annotation, biological process: calcium-ion regulated exocytosis. Gene Ontology annotation, cellular component: endoplasmic reticulum. Gene Ontology annotation, molecular function: calcium ion binding.